AUGAAAAUAGAAUUUGUAGACAUUCUCUUCGCGAGCCAGCGAGAACAAAUUGUCAAGCGCCUCAAGGGCUGCUCUCCCGGCUCCAAAAACAAGCCCAAAACGUCGCUCGUUAUAACCCGGGAGCCCGAGCCCGCUAUGAUCCCUUUUGUUUUAGAAAUCCUGGGCAGGAGCGACGUGGUUGAGGCCCUGGCCUGGUUCAGUCGCAGAAAGAACACGGGCUUAUGCGUCCUGUCCGGUUCGAGAAUCGUCGCCAACGUCACUCUUCGUCAACCCUCUGUCACCCCUGGCGCCACCGUCACUUUCCACGACCGCUUUGAUGUCCUCUCCCUCUCCGCCACACUCUUCCUCCACGCCUCGCCGACGAUCGCACUCUCCGCCUUCGCCGUCUCGCUCGUCGGCCCGCCGGGCCAGAUCAUCAGCGAGAAAGAACCAAGAAGAGAGGGAAGAAGAAGUGAGAAAGAAGCCAGAAAGAUACGGGAAAAAAAUAAAAAAAAACAUGAACUUCAAUUAACCAUAUAA
Cajanus cajan (pigeon pea) is the source of this 519-nucleotide messenger RNA. Its product is annotated as AT-hook motif nuclear-localized protein 17. Gene Ontology annotation, molecular function: DNA-binding transcription factor activity; minor groove of adenine-thymine-rich DNA binding. NCBI's taxonomy places the organism in Eukaryota, Viridiplantae, Streptophyta, Magnoliopsida, Fabales, Fabaceae. Gene Ontology annotation, cellular component: nucleus. The record is from RefSeq and is a predicted model, not a curated record.